Messenger RNA from Penicillium cinerascens, 984 nucleotides. RefSeq lists its product as uncharacterized. NCBI's taxonomy places the organism in Eukaryota, Fungi, Ascomycota, Eurotiomycetes, Eurotiales, Aspergillaceae. Bases 1 to 984 code for a protein of 327 amino acids. The transcript has 2 exons. The record is from RefSeq and is a predicted model, not a curated record.
AUGAAGUUCCACUAUAGCCUUGGUUUCCUUUUUGCUAUCAGCGGAGUGGCUUCGGCCAUCCCUGUGGCCGAUCUCUCUGCUGAACUCGACCUAGUUCCUCGUGAGUUGGUUGAAUAUGGCUUGAAUGAGGUCGAGGUUCGCUCUCUGAAUGAAGCAAACAUUCUUGAGGCACGGAUAAACUGCAGGAAGAUUAAUAGGACCAUUGUCCGUAUUGGUACCAGCGCUGCCGUGUCCGCAAUCAUCCACUUGUCUACCGACUUGGCCAAGCAGGUCUGCGAGGGUGAAGGCGCCCCCAAAUGCGCAAGAUAUGUCGGCUAUGUGCAGUCUGGACUGGACAUAAUCUUCCUCGCAAUUGGCUAUGCUCAUGGCUCAGUCGGUACAUCUUCUACCAAUGAGCAAUCCAGUUUCGAUCCUGGUCCUGUGCGUCGUGACAUUUCUACACAGAACUCCUUCGCAGACGGCCUCAACGAUGCUCUUCAGAAUGAUGGAUGGAAAUAUGGCCUUUUAGAGAAUGUCGAUAUCUCUAGUCUGAACGUCGGAAAACGCGGCUCUGAUCCCAAGCUGAUUCACCGCUUAAUCGCACGAAAUAUGACAUACGACGACCAAGGUAACACCUCUGAUGUCGGGCUCAAUUAUUUCGACAACGGUGAUAUCAACCUGGACUUUGCUGGCGACUUUGGCACGCUUCCUACCGGAAGUGGCCAGUCGAACGUUCAGAAACGUUUCAACGGUGCUGGAUUUAAGAUCUCUACCACUACCCGUGUUCAGUCGAGGUUGACUCGCCCUCAUGAGAGGUCGAUGGCUCACUCCAUUGCACUGGAUUGGGCGUCUGAUGCCAACUCGUAUGCGAUGUCGGAUUAUAUUGGACUUGUCAAGACUGGUCACACCGCCAACUUCUACUUCCGUAUCAUUCCUGAGACGAAGGGAUUUGGACUGAACUAUGAAUCUGUCAAUAUUUGCGGCCAGUUGGCCGGAUACCUGUAA